CGCUUCACUACUGUAUAGUAUUAAUCACUAUCCUAUAUAUACACAUUUAUAAUCUCACGCUUCACAAUCUUCGCCACCCCCUUUUUUUUCCUCAAAUUUUCAGAUCCAUUCUCUUUGAUCCCAUAAAAAAUGGCCUCUGUUACUGCUUCCAGUGUUAAGUUCUCAUCGGUUUCUUGCUUAAUCAAGCAAAGUCAGGUUUCAAAUCUGAAGAAGGCUUCACUGUCAUUUGCCGGGAAUGGCUUCCAAUCUCGCAGAUUGCCUGUUCUUCGCUUCCGUGUUGCCUGUGCAGCCAAACCAGAGACCGUAAAGAAAGUUGUAGACAUAGUGAGGAAACAGCUGGCUCUUCCUGAAGAUCGUGAUGUCUGUGGAGAGUCAAAAUUUUCUGUACUCGGUGCUGACUCUCUCGACACGGUUGAGAUUGUGAUGGGACUCGAGGAGGAGUUUGGAAUCUGUGUGGAGGAAGAGAGCGCCCAGAGCAUCAGCACUGUUCAAGAAGCAGCUGAUCUCAUUGAGGAGCUCUUGGAAAAGAAAUGAAGAACCAUAUAAUUUCAAUGAAUGUUUGUUGCUGCAAUCCGACGACAAACCCUCACCUUGAGUUCUUGGUGCUGGUAUUUUUGUUUAUGUUUGAAGUAUGUAGCUUGUCUUUGUUGUUUGGAUUCUAGUAUUUAUUUUUGAUUGAAUUUCUCUUUUCUCUUUCUACCUUUUUUGUCUUUGUCAUGUAUCAAGGAAUUGGUGUCCGACUGUAAAUCAUGUAUGGGGUCUAAAAUUUCUGAUGAAACUAUGAAUUGAGUUUCAAAUAAUUAGCCCUAUUGAUGUGUU
Messenger RNA from Salvia hispanica, 819 nucleotides. Its product is annotated as acyl carrier protein 1, chloroplastic-like. The record is from RefSeq and is a predicted model, not a curated record. NCBI's taxonomy places the organism in Eukaryota, Viridiplantae, Streptophyta, Magnoliopsida, Lamiales, Lamiaceae. Gene Ontology annotation, biological process: fatty acid biosynthetic process. Gene Ontology annotation, molecular function: acyl carrier activity.